Molecule: messenger RNA, 1063 nt
Organism: Mollisia scopiformis
Lineage: Eukaryota; Fungi; Ascomycota; Leotiomycetes; Helotiales; Mollisiaceae
Exons: 2
Coding region: 101-1063 (320 amino acids)
Source: RefSeq, a predicted model, not a curated record
AUUAUACACUAAGAUUGCGAAUGUCCGUCGCCUGAGUUUUCCAUAAUGUACUUCGAGAUGAAGAACGAGGGGAAUGCAUGCACGCUAGCAAUGAAAAACAAUGGUCCGAGAUUUGCGUUUGCCCCGCAACCAGCUCCCUCAAGAGCUUCGCGACAAGGUUUACGACUCUGUAUUUACGUCGACUCGAGUAACAUUUGGUCAAAGGCCUAUCAGCCGACAUAACCAUAAAAGCAUCAAGCCAGCGACGCAUUUCCUAGCUCUGCUUCACGUCUGCCGCCAAAUCUUCGAGGAAACCAAAUAUGUCUGCCUUGGACGAGUCUUAUUCAACUUCGAACGAGUCGAAAGCCUUCUAGACAAGUUCUCAUCCAUUCCUUCGAAUACCGUAUCACAAAUCCGACAUGUCCGUACCAGAGGAUACCCUCUGGUCCUGAUAUUCCACGAGGACCACGGUGUCCAUGACAGACUUGUAUGGGCACUCAAGUUACUUCCCAGCUUGCAACUAGACACUCUUACGGUUCUUGGUUCAUGGGAUGGCUAUAUAGAUUGCGAUAAUCUGAACGGCUUAAUUUCACAUGGAAACGGAUGGAAAGAGUUGCGAUACAUCUCCAAAGACUCAACCGUACUUCAAUUCAAGGGCGAUCAGAUCCUUAAGGGUGAUCGCUACUGGGGAGAGCCCCAGCCCGAUACUUGGAGAAUAUGUUGUUAUCGCGCGACGGCAUCGAUUCCCAAGCAAAUGUCACCAUACACCAAGCGACCGAGGAAAAGUAUUGCUUCGCUGGGGAACUUAGGGGUACAAGAAGAUGCACAGCUUGUGGGUGAUGACCAGACCAAGAGAGAAGUAUUGGUAGUUGUGAAACGAGGUCGUGCUGCAGACAUUUCAGAGCCCGAGAAUGGUCCGUACCACUCGGACGACAUCAGAACGUGGCCAGACCUAAUGGCGUGGCCCGCGAUCAAGAGAAAGCACACCAAUGACGGCAAUUACCAGGACUCGGAUGAAGGAUACUUGAAAGAAGAAGAAGACUUCGAGGAAGAUGCUUAUGAUGAAGUCAACGAAUACAUAUGA